UCAGACUCGCGCCAACGACGCGUUCUCUUCGACUUUACGUUGCAUCCUAUCAUCAAGGAUUGGGUCAGGAGCAAGGGAAGAGCGCAAUCUACAUCAUGUCCCUAGUUGUGCUUGUGUUGACAUUCGCCAUAUGCAUGUUGUUGAAGCUAUUAUUACAACGCUGGCGUAAAGAGCGAAACUUCCCUGUCGGAACAGUGCAACCGCCCAUGCCGCCUGUGAGCACUAUUCUUGGACACGAAGAACUCAACUGGCGUGGUUUCCACUGCACGAAAGCAGUUGAAUGGGCCAAGGAGUACGGGCCCGUGUAUAGAUUGAACCUGAACUUUACGGAUGUGGUUGUACUGAGUGAUGUAAACAGUAUAAAAAAAUUCUGGAAAAAUAGCGAUGGACUGUACCGUUCUGGCUGUUUUAUCGUCGGUCGCGACUACAACAAAGGGCUGGCAACGCAAAACGGAGAAUGCUGGAUUGCAAACAAGCGGUAUUGCAUGAGCGUGCUACGUGACCUUGGUUUUGCAAAAACCUCAAUGGAGGAACGCAUGAUGGAUGACUUCCGUCAACUUGAUGCCAGGAUCAACGACAUAAAAGGCCAGGCUGUGCACAUUCGCCCACUCAUCCUAUCCUGCGUGGCCAGCAACAUCAUGUCUUUCUUCUACCCUAACGGACUUCCCGGUGAGGAGGAGGCUUUACGUAAGGCGACCAGUAUUCUAGAUAGGAUGAGAACCAUAAUGCUGGGAGGUGCAGUCAUUCAGUUCUCACCGAGCCUGAUGCGAAACCUGCUCUACCAUAUUCCUUUCUCAAGGAAUGGAAAAGUGGAUGGGAUAAUGGGUGGGAUGGAUAACUUUAUUCGAGACCAGAUUCGGAAUUACCAGCCAAGUACGUGUGAAAACGAUAGACGAGGAUUCAUCGAGGGAUAUAUGAAGAAGAUAGAAGAAGUGAGACCGGAGCCAUUGCCAAAAUUUCAAGAGCGGUUUCUCGUAGGUAACGUGAAAACCUUCCUAAUUGCUGGCACGUUCAGCACGACAAACACGAUGCAUUGGCACCUGCUCAACUUUGCCGCAAAGCAAGAUAUACAAAGUAAAGUGCACCGAGAAAUUGAUGAAGUCGUGGGUACCGAGAGGUUACCCACAUGGGAAGAUCGCAGGCGUAUGCCUUAUACCCUGGCUUGCUGCUGGGAAAUACACCGAUGGAAGCCAGCACCGCCACUUGGAAUGCCAAGAGAGGCUAAAGAGGACAUCGUAGUCGAUGGCUUCGUCAUACCGAAAGGUACGGUGGUCCUCUUUAAUCUGUGGGCAGCCCACUAUGACGCUGACCUUUGGCCCGAACCACAACGUUUUGACCCCAGCCGAUUUCUUGACAAGGAUGGAUUCUUCGCACCUGAGAAGCUCGAUAAUGUGAUUGCAUUUUCUGUGGGAAAGCGUUCAUGCCCAGGAGAGGUGUUUGCCUCAAUGGAGAUAUUCCUGCUAGUGACAUUCCUUCUACAAAAAUACCGUGUCGUCCUGGAGCAGCCCCUGCAGUACGACCUCGACGACGCUAGCACGAGUCUUGACAGAUUGGAUCAUGUUAAAGUGCGAUUUGUGCCACGUCAUUCACCUGAAGCUUGA
This is a messenger RNA of Dermacentor albipictus, 1601 nucleotides long. The record is from RefSeq and is a predicted model, not a curated record. Lineage: Eukaryota; Metazoa; Arthropoda; Arachnida; Ixodida; Ixodidae.